GCUGCGUCCAGCCUGGACUGCACGUUCGAGAACGAGACCCUGUGUGGGUACACAGUGGAGAUGGACCACACCCCUGGACUGUUUGACGUCAUGCAGUGGAGGUGGGGAGAAGCCGUGGAGAAACAGAAGUACUACGACAUUAAACUGCUGGCAUUUGGACCUGAUGGAGACCACACCACCGGAGCUGCUGAUGGUCACUUCAUGUACGCCGUGCGCCCCAUCAACCCCCACACCAACACCACCCUCCUGUCCCCUCCCUCCUCGGGACGGUUGUGUUAUGUCCAGAUGUUCUACCACAUGGGGUCGGAGAGUCUCAACACGAUGACCAUGUAUGUGGUCAAGUACGGCGAGAAGAUCAAGCUGUGGUCAGUGGAUGGCUCCCAGGGCCGGUCGUGGAACAGGAUGCUUGUAGACAUUGAGAAGUACACAGAGUUUGGCGAUUACCAGAUCGCCAUUGAAGUGACUGAGCCAGACGACGCCUACUGGACAGUGGGAUACGCCCUGGACGACAUCAAGGGGAUCGAGUGUAAUAUGCCUGUUGACUGUAACUUCGAGCAGGAUCUGUGUAACUGGGAGGUUCAGUCCAACACCUCCAUGUUUGACGCAAUGAAGUGGUCACGUGGGAAGACCAGGACCAAGACCUGGUUUGGAAUGGUGGACACGAUGAGAGACGGACCAAAGACUGACCACACGACUGGCACCAGUAAUGGAUACUUCGCAUAUGCUCUGAAGACGUUGGCUUCCAACACUGCCACUGGACUUGUCAGCCCAAAACAACUCGAACAAAUGUGUCACGUGACGUUCUGGUACUACAUGAACGUCUCCUCGCUACGUUCUCUGGAGUUCCACGUCCGGAAAGACGGCGUCGAUACCCAGGUGUGGAACGUGAGCGGUGACAAUGGCAAUCAGUGGAACUAUGUGGAACUAGACGUUGAGACUGCAACCGAGAAGGGGAGUUAUGAGCUUGUGUACUGGGCCAAAGAGCCCCAGGAUCGAUAUUGGACGGUUGGAUACGCCAUCGAUGACGUCAAGGGAUACAGAUGUGCAUGUGAAAAUAACCCUUGUAAGAACGGAGGGAGUUGUAUCAAUGACUUCAACAACUACACCUGCGUCUGUCCAAACUACUUCGACGGCCAUAGCUGUGAAAUAAACACCAACCCAUGCCGAGAUUAUCCGUGCCAGAAUUUCGGCACGUGUAACCCGGUCGGCGACAACUACACGUGCAACUGUUACCCCGGCUACACCGGACACGACUGCGAGAUGGACAUCGACGAGUGUGCCAGUUCUCCCUGCGCACACGGCACGUGCCUCAACUUGUACGACUCCUUCUACUGCUGGUGCGAAGCCGGGUACAAGGGAGAACAGUGUAGCGUAGAUAUUGACGAAUGCGAGUCCACUCCGUGCCAGAACGGCGCCAACUGCACCGAGGGUGUCAACUCCUACACCUGCGACUGUCCACCAGGGUUUACUGGCAAGCAGUGCGAGAUCAACAUCGAUGAAUGCGCGUCAACUCCCUGUCAACAUGGCGGAUCGUGUUAUGACGAAAUCAACAAAUACGUCUGCAUAUGUCCUCCGGAUUUUGCCGGGGUAUUGUGUGAAGUCAGAAAAUUGAUGGAUUGUGACUUCGAGGUUGAUUUCUGUGGCUACCAAGUCUCCACCACUGAUCCAAGCAACGACACCGACGCAUUUGAGUGGGUGCGUGGUGCCCUCUCAGAGCCUGGCUUUUUCGGCACCAGCCGCGUCCUCUUCAUGGGCCCCUCCGUCGACCACACCACUGGGGAGACUGGCGGAAACGCGACGUAUGCCAAGCGUGGCAAUACUCAAAACGCAACGACGACAUUGUUGUCACCCAUGAUGGAGGGGCGUCUGUGUUACCUGGAGUUCUUCUACCACAUGGGCACCGGUGCCCUCAACACCCUCGACGUCUAUAUGAUCAAGGGCGGCAACAGGAACCUCAUCUUCUCUUCAAAUGGAUACCAAGGCUUCGAGUGGCAGAGAGCCAUGCUGGACAUUGAAGAAUACACCGAGACCGGACGCUACCAGCUGGCUUUCGAAGUUAAUGAACCAGAUGACAACGGCGCCCUCAAGGUCGGUUACGCCAUCGACGACAUCAAGGGGUUUAACUGCGAUUUGUCCAUGGACUGCGACUUCGAAAACGACACAUGUAACUACAUCAUCGAACGAGAAGACAACUUCUUUGAUCGCAUGGAGUGGAGACGAGGACAGCCUGUUCUGGAGACCAUCUUCAGUGACAUCAAACUGCUGAGAAACGGCCCCAGCGGCGACCACACCACCGGGAAGAAGGACGGUCACUUCAUGUACGCCGUGAAACCCAUCAACCCCGGUACAAACACAACCCUCGUGGCUCCUCGCCAGCGCGACCAACUCUGCUUUGUCCAGUUCUACUACCACAUGGGGUCCAACUUCCUCAACAACUUGGAGGUAUUCGUCAGGGCCGAGAAUGAGACCUACAGGGUCUUCAACACUUCCGGUUACAGUAGUGAUGGAUGGGACAAGGCCCUCAUCAACAUCGAGGAAGAAACACGAGUGGGCAAGUAUGAGAUUGCCAUCUUCGUGGAUGAACCAGAUGAUAUGUUUUGGUCCGUGGGGUACGCCAUCGACGACAUCACAGCAUCACCGUGCAUGUGCGCCAACAACCCAUGCAUGAACAACGCCAACUGCACCAACGAAUACAGGAGCUACACGUGCACCUGUCCCUAUCUCUACACGGGGGUGCACUGUGAGACAAGACUCACCCCCUGUGACUACUCGCCUUGUGCGAAUGGCGGCUCUUGUGAUAAUCAACCCGGAGAUGAUUACAGGUGCAACUGCACUGACGGGUGGACUGGAAAUGAUUGCGAGGUAGAGAUUGAUGAGUGCGAGAGUAACCCCUGCAUGAACGGCGCUAACUGCACCGACUUGCUCAACGGCUACGAAUGCGUCUGUGAGCCGGGAUGGUACGGUACACAUUGUGAAAUCAACAUCAACGAAUGCAUCUCUCAGCCCUGCCAGAACGGAGCAACGUGUAUUGAUGAAGUGAACUUCUACCAAUGUGAGUGCGUCCCCGGCUACUGGGGUGUAUACUGCCAGUUCGACAUCCAGGAGUGCGACUCCAACCCCUGCCUGAAUGGAGCGACGUGCGUGGACGACAUCAACUUCUACUCCUGUAAGUGUCCUCCCGGAUACACCGGCGACAACUGCGAGAUCAACGUGGACGAGUGCGCCAGCUCCCCAUGUCUCAAUGACGGCAUGUGUUAUGACCGUGUCAACAGAUUCGACUGCUACUGCAAACCGGGCUACACAGGAAGCUUGUGCGCUCGAAACGUGAACGAGUGUUGGUCGUCUCCCUGCCUGAACGGAGCCACCUGUGUCGACCUGGUGAACGACUACCAGUGCUCCUGUGCCCCAGGCUAUAAUGGAACGCACUGUGAGACAGACGUGGAUGAGUGCGCGAGCGGCCCCUGCAGGAACGGCGGCACUUGCCACGAUGACGUCGGCACAUUCAAAUGUGACUGUCCUAUCACCUGGGCAGGUAAACAGUGCGAGAAAGCUCUUGGAGAUUGCGGGACAGACCCUUGUUAAACCACAUACAUUGUUCCAUCUUUCAGGGUUUAUCUGUACAUACAAAGUAAUAAAACACAUUUCAUAGGUA
Molecule: messenger RNA, 3652 nt
Organism: Haliotis rubra (blacklip abalone)
Lineage: Eukaryota; Metazoa; Mollusca; Gastropoda; Lepetellida; Haliotidae
Product: neurogenic locus notch homolog protein 2-like
Exons: 19
Coding region: 61-3582 (1173 amino acids)
Biological process (GO): Notch signaling pathway; axon guidance
Cellular component (GO): cell surface; plasma membrane; signaling receptor complex
Molecular function (GO): calcium ion binding
Source: RefSeq, a predicted model, not a curated record